This is a messenger RNA of Aspergillus costaricaensis CBS 115574, 1368 nucleotides long. RefSeq lists its product as uncharacterized. NCBI's taxonomy places the organism in Eukaryota, Fungi, Ascomycota, Eurotiomycetes, Eurotiales, Aspergillaceae. The transcript has 6 exons. The record is from RefSeq and is a predicted model, not a curated record. The coding region runs from base 1 to 1368 and encodes 455 amino acids. Gene Ontology annotation, molecular function: oxidoreductase activity, acting on the aldehyde or oxo group of donors, NAD or NADP as acceptor.
AUGUUGUCUUCGAAUUCUCGCAUCAAGCGCGUUCGCGCCGCAGCAAUCGAUGGCCGAACAUCGAAUUGGCGGUUUUUUCAAAGUCAAUUGAAAGUACUCCACCAAAGCCUCCUGGACUCGCGCGAGGGGAUUUUGGACGUCGUCGCUUCUACUCCGUUCACGACUGAAGCGGAAGCCGAAGUGGAACACUACAUGACGAUUGCGACAGUCAGCGAGCAUUACGAUGGGAUCAAUUUUGAUCAAGCUAUUGACGAUGAAUACAAGAUUGCUAGAGGAGAAAACAAUGUUGAACGCCGAGUAGGUUAUGGGGUUGUUGUUGUGAGACCGACUAGUCACACGAGGUUCUACUCAAUCAUAUCUGCUGUGGCAUGUGCUAUAGCUGCUGGGAACACCUUUGUGGUUGAGUGCGACGAGUGUGCCGUGGAUGGGCUACUACCAUCGUUGUUCCAAUCCCUCGACCAGGAGUUGUAUGCUUUAAGCAAGGGCCCUUUGAAUGAUAAGGAGGUUCUUUCCACGGCCUUGAUAAUUGACCAGACUGGUAAAAGGGAAGCCGCCAACUUAAUCCGAUCACUUCCCUGUCUGCGGUCAAUUGCGAUUGUUGAUCGGACAGCAGACGUUGACAAGGCCGCCGAACAAAUCCUCUCUGCUCAUCUUGCCUUCUCCGGACAAUCGCCCCACGCACCAGACCUCAUAAUCCACAAUGAAUGGGUUAAAAACAGCUUUAUCGAUACGAUAAUUCGCAAAACAAUGGAGAGCAAGGACGAGGCAACCCUCAUCAAGCGAGAGGGCUUUUAUAUGAUCGAUGUGAAUCAGAGGUCGUCUUCGUUGGCCACCAUGCGUGGUAAUGGGCAAUACUUAACUUUGCUUACAGUUGCGAGUUUAUCAGAUGCGGUAAUUGAAGCGUCUAACACGCCUGAAUAUCUCGUUGCGUAUCAUUUUGCUGAACCGGCUGCCGGAAAGUUCCUGAGCCAACAGAUAGAUAGCUGCUGGUCCUUCGUGAAUUGUAUUCCAGCGGAGCUUCUUGUUGAACCUGCUCUUCCUCACAGGCAAGACGGCCUUUCUCUUCGCCUACGCUACACCAAAGAGAUGAUGUCCAAACCGAGACCGGAGCUCAUAGAGUCAAUUGAAUCAUUUGGCUUUGAGCUAAAGGAUUUUACGAACCCCACGUACAGCAAACUACAGGCUUUUAGGGAACGAGAAAGUCAACCUCUGAGAGAAACUGGCCAAGGACCAGGAACUGCUAUUGGGUUCUUUGAGCAGGGUAUUAUUGUGGGUGCUUUGUUUAUUGUCUUGCCAGUUAUUUCCCUUGUAGGGUAUUCCGGCUGGAGAAUCUUGCGGCACUUUGCAGGAGGAGCCUCUGAGUUAUAA